AUGGAGGUAUCCUACUUUUCUCCUCUCCCACUCCAGGAGAACUCUUUCCUCUUUGACUGCGAAUCUCUGUUAGAAAAAUCUCUGGCUUCUGAUCCUGCCUCAGACGCUGGUUACAGCAGCACUGGCAACAGCCUGUCUCCUACUUCCUCUGUGGACUCCUGCUUCUCCCCUACUUCCCUCCUAACAUUUGGAAGUGAACAAGAUCCCUUGGACUGCUUAAUCUUUAAUACCCCUGCAGCACCUCAUCUCACUCACCAGACUCCACUCUGCUCCAAAUCCUCUUCCGCAACAAAGAAGUCCAGAUCCAGGUAUCCGGGUAAAAAGCGCCAGACUGCCAGCGAGAGGGAGAAGCUGAGGAUGAGGGAUUUGACCAAGGCUCUGCAUCACCUCAGAUCAUACCUCCCACAUUCAGUGGCACCAGCCGGCCAGACUCUGACCAAGAUUGAAACUCUGCGCCUCACCAUUCGCUACAUCUCUUUCCUGUCAGCCCAACUGGGCCUCAGCGAGGAAGUGCUGGAGCAGAAGAAAUCCACAAACUCAAUGGAGCAUAUCCAAACCUUCAACAAUUUCCUGGGUCAGCCAGCAGCCAGCUACAGUCCCGAAGAGCCAAGCUGUAACACCAUGAGCAAAGCCCAGCAGCCCUUUCUGCAGAAUUCAUAUCAGGUUCCAGGUGGAAUUUGCUUGAAUAGCGAGCAGUACUGGAUGCUACAACAACAAAACCAAAAUGUCACCUUCUCUGGAUUGUGUUGAGAGAUGUGGUGCUCAAUCC
Molecule: messenger RNA, 769 nt
Organism: Pelmatolapia mariae (spotted tilapia)
Lineage: Eukaryota; Metazoa; Chordata; Actinopteri; Cichliformes; Cichlidae
Exons: 2
Coding region: 1-750 (249 amino acids)
Biological process (GO): somite rostral/caudal axis specification; regulation of transcription by RNA polymerase II; mesoderm formation
Cellular component (GO): nucleus
Molecular function (GO): DNA-binding transcription factor activity, RNA polymerase II-specific; RNA polymerase II cis-regulatory region sequence-specific DNA binding; protein dimerization activity
Source: RefSeq, a predicted model, not a curated record